AUGGGUGAUGGCCAGUGUGAUUCUCCAAGGUUUACUGCUAAAAACCUAUGUUAUUUUUUGAUGGAGAUGACCACUGGAUAUAUCAUUGAUUUGGAGGUUCUUGAUAAAAGAGAAGUGGAGUUAAAGUCUGUUAACAUGGAAAAAAGGGCUCUUCAAAACAUACUUGAGCAAAUCACAGAUGUUUUGACAGUAGGACAAGUCAUUACCGAUGCCUCUGCAAGUAUUAAAAAAAUGAUGGGUGAGUUUAGAAAUCAAUGUACUUUUGCUUUUUACUUUGCAAACUUUUCCGGUUGACUCAAGACAAAAGUAACAAGUAGAACAAAAUAUUAGUUGUACCUAGUUGAACUUCCAACUUGAUAUGCAAAUUAAAUAAUAUGAGAUCUUGUAGGUCUUGGCAAUGCCAGCUGCAGCUGAAAUUAAGCAAUUUAGCAAAACUGAGACAGUCAAAAGUAUAUAUUAGCACAUACAUUUUUUACACCAUUUGAACCCUAACCAAGAUACUUUGUUCUUGUUCUACUCACCCAACGUGGUGAAGAACCAAAUUAACCACUCUUUCUCAAGGAGAAGUCUAUGACACAUAAAGCAUUAAUUUAUUUACAAGUCUGGGAUUCUAAACAGCAAGGCAUUUUUUUUAGUAAUUGUUGUGUUUUUUUGGUUUCCAAGAAGUGCAUUUCGAACAAUUUUCCAUUCUUUAGAUGUAUGGCACAAGGCCAAGAGCAUUAGAAAAUGCAUCAAUAAGGUACGUACACUGAAAUCAGCUGUUUAUAUAUGUAGUAAAAAUAUCCAGACUCCUUUGAACUAUUACCAGCACAUUUCUCGGUAAAGGUUACAUAGAUUAAAAUUUUAAUGAUAGCAGUUUUUAAACAUUUAUUUGUGAAAGGUACAGAAGAUUCACACACAAUACAUAUUCAUGCCAAAUCUAUCAUAAAUGAUAUUUACUAUCAUUUUUAUCUCAGAUUGGCAGUGCAAAGAACAUGGAAAAAGUAAGUCAGUGGGCAGACCACAUAAUCAACCAUUUUUGGUACUGCUGCGAAAUGGCCUCCAAAGAAACUAGCAGUGAUGAAGAGGCUCUAAGGAAGAUGAAGGUAAUUUGCACAUAACCUGCAGUCAUUCCUCUCGCAAACCUAGUUCAGAGCUAAAAAUAUAUUUUAUUUAGGGUUUUACUGUUCUACACUUUCUGGUAAAUAUAAUUUAAUUUAUCGUAAUAGUCCAGUCUGCUAACCUCUUUUUGUUUUCCAUGAUCACUUUAUAAUUUAUGAAUAUGAAUGUGCUUGUUGACCAAUGAAGUAACUUUGUUCAAGCCAAAAUAUUGAGAACUAAAACAAGUAUACUUGAAAAAAUAUUGUGAACAAAUAGUCACAAAAUAAACAAAACUAAGAAGGGCAGAUAGACAUGUCAUGUUUGGCAGCUCUAAAAUGGGGCACAUGGUCUCACACAUUUUAAAAAAUCUCUAUUAAGUUGACGAGUAUCCCUCUUUUUUACGGUACACUAAUGCACAUCAAUGUUUCUCACUAUGCAGGAUAAAUGGAUUGGCCUAUUGCACCAUGUCUGCAAUGAUCAUGAUUGGCCUGGAGGGAGCUGUGACCAUGGUGAGUUACCUGAAGACCAUUCUCUACCAUGGUUUGACAGGAGAGCAAAGGAUUUCAAAGCACUGCAAAAGAUCAUUCUUGACCCUGCCCUGUUGGAGAGUUUCAAGUCAAUUACAUUAAAUUCAGGUGAACAUGGAGUUUAACUUUUCAUUUCUCUCUUAUAUGCAGGGCUGUCACUAAGAUUUCAAGAUGCAGGGUACAUGCUAUUAGUAGGCAAGGACUUAAACAGCUAUGAAGUUCUUUUGGGUUUAUUUGUUUGUUAGUUCUGUUGGACAUACUCAUACACUGUAGCAGUAGUGACAGCCCUAUCUAAGUGAACAGUAUCAGUAGAAUCCAUUGAAAAUAAAACCUGUACUGUGGUUUUUCAUUUAUUGGAUGAGGUUUGUGGUGUUCAUUGCAAAUAUUAGAGUAGUAAAUUAAGAUAUUUUUCUUUUCAUUUCUUUAGGCACACUGGUGCUUUGGAGUGUGCUAAUAGCAUGUCUCUUAUGUACACAUCUAAGAAAGUGUCAUUCACAUAA
Molecule: messenger RNA, 2107 nt
Organism: Porites lobata
Lineage: Eukaryota; Metazoa; Cnidaria; Anthozoa; Scleractinia; Poritidae
Source: the annotation of a GenBank genome assembly